Armigeres subalbatus is the source of this 2112-nucleotide messenger RNA. RefSeq names its product fibrous sheath-interacting protein 2. The transcript has 6 exons. The record is from RefSeq and is a predicted model, not a curated record. Lineage: Eukaryota; Metazoa; Arthropoda; Insecta; Diptera; Culicidae. Bases 80 to 2107 code for a protein of 675 amino acids.
CUACUAUUGAAACACACUCCGAUUUAUUAAACCUCAUCGAAGUAGUCCUGAGACGACCGACACGAAGCAUCAUUUGAAAAUGUCAAACUUUUUGCAACUUCGCCGCCCAACAACCUACUCCAAAGUGUUGGAAACGGUGCCAAAACCGGAGAGAGCCUUACCCCGACACGGAGGUCUACCGCUAUGGGAAAAACUAACUCUUGAUCGAAAACUCCCUUCCAAUGCGUGCCCAAUCCAUCCACCGACGUUCUCGCGCGGGUUCCUCGGGCAGCCCCUGUGGGACAACAAACCCAUCGAUUUUGGGUUUGACCUGACCGAUCCACACGGCCGGAGUGUGUCGCACGCUUACCAACCGUUGCACGAUAAACAGCUGGCGGAUUUCUACCGCGGUUCUGAAAUACGCAACAUUCUGAAACAGCAACAAUUGAUAACCGACGAAAAUGAUGCCAUCUGCACUCUGGAGGAGUUCAAUCGGUACCGGUUUUAUCUUUGGAAACUACAUAAGCAUGAAAUUCGCAAAGAGUUUCAAAAAUUGGAUAAAAUACGAUGGGAAGAGUACCGCGACAAGAAAGCUGUUCUGCAUAUCAAGAAGCACUACGACAUUGAGGACAAAUACGAGCGUAAACGAUGCAGGGCACGCAUUUUGAGAGAAGCAAAACGAACAAAAGCUUUGAAGGCCAUUUCCAAAUAUCAAAAGAAAAUGAAAAGAUUUAUGGAAUGUCGAAAUGCGUUUAAACUAUCCAAUCUAAACGAAGGGCACCUACGCAUGUUGCAAGUUCGUUACAAUAAUGCAUUACUCAAGGCAUCUCGAAAAUCAUAUCGUCUACGUUUGAAACGAAAACUUCGUGAUCAGGAUUCAUUACGCACCCGAAGACUAUCCGUCAUGAAGAAACGGAUAAGAGAAUCAAUUAAAAUUACGAAGAAAGAGAGACACAAGAUGCUUUUCAUGUCGGCUCAACGUGCAGAAGCCAACCGGUUGGCACUUUUGCAAAGUUUCAUAAAGCACAAGCACAACAAUGUCGAACGACGAAUGAUCCGAUCGGCCAAACUUCAGGAGCGUUCAGAGCGGCAACUAACCAGCAGGAAGGCACGAAACCUUGCCAGCAAAUACGACAGACGUUCCAGGCCUGCGAUGAUGCGAGCCAUGCUGAAAGCAUGGCAUAACGUCCGCAUUCGCCAACCGGACCUAAGCCGACAACUGUCGCGCGCCUCGGUUGAACAGGCCGUCAACAUUGCCUACAGCAUCCACACCACCAUCAGUCCCAACAUCAGCAGCACCCAAAUAAUCGACACUGCCAGACAACUGAUCAGCGACUUUGCCAACAUGCCUCAGGAGCAACUACCGCUGGAUCAAUACACCAUCCGUUACACCAGUGAAGCCCUACUGAAAAUACUGGAACAAACCAAAGAGCAAGUGAUACGCGCCGGGUGCUAUCUCAUCGAGCAGGUGGCAACUAAAAUGCGCAAUCGAAUUGAAUCCGACGAACAACAACGCCACUCAACACUGUGCGGCCCUUGGAAUGCACGCUGGAAACGCUCCUCCCUGUCGAGUCGAUCCACAAGCCACCGGGUAUCGAUAGGAAAUGUCCAAAUCGUAGACGAAAUUGAAACCGAUCAAGAACAUUUCAAAAAAUCUCGCCUACGACCACCCACCCCCGUUACAUCCAUUACAUCUCUUGUCGAGCACAUUGUGGAAACCGACGAGACCAUCCUGGAAUCUUCCAGUGAAACCCUGGAAGUGCCUUCCUUCGUAGCGGUUGCCAUAGAGAGACGAGCCACGGCCGGCGACCACCCGUUGAUACAUCUAACCUUCCGACAGAAACGGUUCCUGGAGAUGAACCUGAUCAAGUUCAAGGCUAUCAUCCUUCGCAACGUGGAAACUCGCUCGCUGGCCGCUAUCGAUGUGAUGCGACUGGAAAUCGUCCGCCGGAAGUUACGCUGCCCAAGCGAGGCCACGACGAAGGAAAGCAUUGCGCGCGAAACGGCACGAUGCAUUUUGGUGUUCCCCAAGGAGGAUAAGAAAUAUGCCGAGCUACUUUUGGACACCAUAAACCUGCUGGUGUGCGAAGUUUGCGACGAGUUGGAGGACAUUCUGAAUGCGCCGUAGAUUUU